Rubroshorea leprosula is the source of this 1026-nucleotide messenger RNA. The record is from the annotation of a GenBank genome assembly. Lineage: Eukaryota; Viridiplantae; Streptophyta; Magnoliopsida; Malvales; Dipterocarpaceae.
GGCUUCUUUGGCAAGACUUAGCAUGGUGUUUCUCCACGCUUUGAUUUGGUCAUUGCUGACCACUUCAAGUGUUGGCGUCUUCACCGAUGUCAAUUUCUUGAAAUCUAUCAAAGACUCCUUGGAUGAUCCAUACAGUUAUCUUAAAGCUUCGUGGAACUUCAACAACAAUACAGAGGGCUUCAUCUACAGGUUUAGUGGGGUAGAAUUCUGGAGUCCGGAUGAAAACAGAGUGCUUAACAUUCAACUAUCCGACAUGAGUCUGAAGGGCCAGUUUCCUCGAGGAAUAAGUGAUUGCUCUAGCUUAACGGGGCUAGACCUUUCAAACAAUGAGCUUUCUGGACCAAUUCAAUCUGAUAUAUCAAGUAUCCUUCCCUAUUUAACUACACUUAAACUCUCAUCCAACAAUUUCUCAGGUGAAAUCCCGAAGAGUUUAGCCAAUAUUAGUUUUCUGAAUGUUCUUAAUCUUGACCACAAUCAACUAAAAGGUCAUAUCCCCCCAGAAAUUGGCCUGCUUUCUCGACUUAGGACUUUUACUGUAGCUGAUAAUCUAUUAUACGGUCCGGUGCCUAAUUUUUCAUAUGAUUUCCCAAGUGAUAGCUUUGCUAAUAAUCCGGUACUUUGUGGAAAACCUUUAGAGCCCUGCAAGAGUAUGUCAAAACCAAGUCAUAAUAUCAAAAAUCGUUUCCUUCUGGGUUUUGUGGUUUCUGCUGUUUCAGUUAUCACUGUUUUCAUCUCCUGUUAUGUGGUCUGGACACAAAGGAAGAAGAGGAGUAACAAAAGAAAGCAAGCUCAACAGACGGAGGAAAUACCACAUGUGGAGCUUUUACAUGAAGAAAGCAAAGAGGUAUAAUCUUCUACUCUAGCAGAAAACUCACUUCAGUUUUGAUGUUCCAGCAGGAUUUUAGUAUUACUAUUGGAAUUUGGAUCUUAACGGUCUUCUAUCUUGGGAAACUGGUUUCCAGACUGAAUUAUACAGAAAUCAGUGAAGCAACGAAAAAUUUUAAUGAAGAAAAUGUCAUUGGAAUU